CUUUGGGCCACGAAAGUUUGGUGUGAACGUAAUCCCACGAAACACCCAAUACGACGAAAGAAUCCACCACGUGCUCUCUCUCUCUGUCUCUGUCUCUCUCUCUCUCUCUCUUCCCUCCCCUCCUGGUUUUGCUAUAUUAAGCUGUGAGCAUCUGUUCUCUCCUGCACUUCUCUCAGAAUGGAGUCUGUGCUGAGAUAUUUGGACUGGACUUCAGUGGGCUUGGCCCUGCUGGCUGGUCUGUUCUCUUUGCUUCUGCUGGAGAUCUUCAGGUUGAGCUCCUCCAGGAGCCGCAACCCCCCUGGACCCAAACCACUGCCCUUCUUGGGUAACAUGCACCAUUUCUUGAAGGAUCCAAUGGCUCUCAUCAGAUCGAUGCAGAAAUAUGGCAAGAUGUGCACCAUAUAUAGGGGCAGGAAGCCAAUUAUUGUGUUGAAUAACAUGCAGAUUGUGAAGGAAGCUUUCGUUCAGAAUGGGGCCGUGUUUUCCGGAAGGCCGUUCAUUCCAUUAAUGGAUUGGAUCACCAACGGGUAUGGUAUCGUGAUGGUCACAUACGGUAAUGCCUGGAAACAGCAGCGCCGCUUUGCCCUGCACACACUGCGCAACUUUGGUCUGGGGAAGAAAACAAUAGAGGAGCGCGUGGCCGAAGAGGCGCAAUACCUCAUCAGUGAGAUGCUCAAGCAGGAAGGGAAGGCUUUUUACCCCAUCCACCUCUUUAUGAAUGCAGCCUCUAACAUCAUCUGUUCCAUUGUCUUUGGAGACCGCUUCGAGUAUGACAACAAGCGCUUUGCUAAGCUGCUCGAAAUUCUGAAUGAAAACAUUCAGCUUGCCGGAUCAUCUGUGGGACAGAUAUUUAACCUGGUCCCUUUCAUAAAGCACUUUCCAGGGCCGCACCAGAAGAUUUCACAAAAUGCCAAAUCCUUAUUAGGGUUUAUUCAUGAGGCUGUGGAAGAACACAGAGAGACUCUGGACCCAGAAAACCUCAGAGAUUUCAUUGAUGCCUACCUGGUGGAGAUGACCAAGCAAGAGUCAAAGGAGGACUCUACAUUCCAUGAGGACAACAUGAUCGUGUCCACUUCUGACCUUUUCCUUGCUGGGACAGACACGACAGCGGCCACUCUCAGAUGGGGCCUGAUUUACAUGAUGGAGCACCCAGAAAUGCAAGAGCGCUGUCACGAAGAGAUUGUUCAGGUGUUGGGAUUUGACCGCCCUCCCUGCAUGGAUGACCGCACACAGCUCCCAUACACUUACGCCACUGUCAGUGAGAUCCAGCGCUGUGCUAACAUUGCUCCGUUUGGCGCAAUGCACCAAACCACACAACCAACAGAGCUACAGGGAUACCACCUGCCCGCGGGAACAGAGAUCCUUGCCAACUUAACGGCCAUCAUGACUGACAAAGAGCACUGGAAGCACCCGAACACGUUCAACCCAGAGAACUUUCUGGAUGAGAAAGGACAGUUCUGCAAAAACGACUACUUUCUGCCGUUCUCUCUGGGUCCGAGGGUGUGUCUGGGUGAGUCUCUAGCGAAGACCGAGCUCUUCAUCUUCUUCACCUCUCUGAUCCAGCGGCUGAAGUUCUCGUGGCCUCCUGGAGCUCCGCCCCCAAACAUGGAUGGAGUCAUGGGAAUGGUCCGCUCUCCUUUUCCCUUCCAUACAAUCUGCCACAGCAGAGAGACCACUCACUAAGUCAUGUUCAACCUUAAUACUACUUGAACUUUAGACUAAAAUCAUAUUGCUUUGAGUGACCACUGAGUGAUCAUUUAUGUUUUUUUUUAAUAAAAUAAGUAUU
Messenger RNA from Colossoma macropomum (tambaqui), 1786 nucleotides. RefSeq names its product cytochrome P450 2J2-like. Gene Ontology annotation, biological process: xenobiotic metabolic process. The coding region runs from base 178 to 1683 and encodes 501 amino acids. The transcript has 10 exons. The record is from RefSeq and is a predicted model, not a curated record. NCBI's taxonomy places the organism in Eukaryota, Metazoa, Chordata, Actinopteri, Characiformes, Serrasalmidae. Gene Ontology annotation, cellular component: intracellular membrane-bounded organelle; cytoplasm. Gene Ontology annotation, molecular function: heme binding; oxidoreductase activity, acting on paired donors, with incorporation or reduction of molecular oxygen, reduced flavin or flavoprotein as one donor, and incorporation of one atom of oxygen; iron ion binding.